Amyelois transitella is the source of this 1490-nucleotide messenger RNA. RefSeq names its product O-glucosyltransferase rumi homolog. Gene Ontology annotation, cellular component: endomembrane system. The record is from RefSeq and is a predicted model, not a curated record. Bases 204 to 1397 code for a protein of 397 amino acids. The transcript has 6 exons. Gene Ontology annotation, molecular function: UDP-glucosyltransferase activity; UDP-xylosyltransferase activity. Gene Ontology annotation, biological process: protein O-linked glycosylation; positive regulation of Notch signaling pathway. Lineage: Eukaryota; Metazoa; Arthropoda; Insecta; Lepidoptera; Pyralidae.
CAAGAUAAAUUUAUCAACAAACAAAAUAAAUACAUAAUGUAAACCUCAUAAAUAAAUAAGGAAAGCAUAUAAACUGUUUUAUUUCUUUCUCCACCACCAGAUCAAACUUUCACUUUUUUCCUUUAUUUCGUUCGUUAAGUGCAUUUAAAGGUUUGUGAUGAGUGGUUUGUACUUCAGAAAUAAAUAUAGAUUUUUUCGUUGAUAUGUAUAUUAUAUAUCAUUUAAUUUUCAUAUUUUACACUUUAACACUUAGUAAAACUGACGAUGUAUGUUUUAAUGAUGGCACUUGCAACAGGAGAAACUCAGAAAACAAAUAUAGCAAAGUUGCAAAUGAAUGGGCUCCUGAACUUCUUAAAACCAUACAAGCAGCCGUAGAAAGUUAUACACCAUGUGAAAGUUCUAAAUGUGGUUGCUACAAGUCAGUUAUUGAACAUGAUUUGGCACCAUUUAAAGAAGGAAUAAGUGAACAUCAGUUUGAUUUAGCGCGUACAAAAGGUACUAAGUAUCAGGUAAUUGAUGGUAUAGUUUAUCGAGAGAAAGAUUGCCAUUUCCCAGCAAGAUGUGCAGGAGUUGAACACUAUUUGAAGGAGCUGGCUCCAAAAUUGCCCAACUUGGAACUGGCACUGAAUACAAGAGACUGGCCACAGUUAAACAGGGUUUGGGGGCAAGCAAAGGCCCCAGUGUUCUCUUUUAGUAAGAAAAAAGACUACUAUGAUAUUAUGUAUCCUGCAUGGAGUUUCUGGGAAGGCGGUCCUGCAAUUUCCCUUUAUCCGACAGGCAUUGGUCGCUGGGACAAACAUAGAAUAUCCAUUUCAUCUGCUGCUGAUAAGUGGCCUUGGAAUGAAAAAGAAGGCAAAGCAUUCUUCAGAGGUUCAAGAACAAGUGAAGAGAGGGAUCCCUUAGUGCUUCUCUCUCGUGAGCAGCCAGAUCUAGUUGAUGCCCAGUAUACAAAGAAUCAAGCAUGGAAGUCAGAUUCGGAUACAUUAUAUGCGCCCCCAGCAUCUGAGGUGUCAUUUGAAGAGCACUGCAAAUACAAAUACUUGUUUAACUACAGGGGAGUGGCUGCUAGUUUCCGUUUCAAACAUCUCUUCCUGUGCAAGUCCCUGGUGUUCCAUGUCGGAGACAGUUGGCUCGAGUUCUUCUAUCCGGCAUUGAAGCCGUGGGUUCACUACGUACCUAUUAGUGCUUCUGCGAGUAAAGAAGAAAUAAAAGAAUAUAUCCAAUUUUUUAAAGAAAAUGAUUCAUUAGCGAAGGAAAUUGCAGACAGAGGAUUCCAACAUAUUUGGGACCAUUUGUCAGACAAAGAUGUAAAAUGCUAUUGGAGACGUUUGCUGCAAAAAUAUGCCAGUCUUCUAAAUUAUGAAGUGACUAAAGAUAAAGAUCUAAUCAAAGUGUAAAUGAAGUAUUAUUAGUUAAGUCUAUGCUAAGUUAUAAAUAGGUAAUAUUUUUACAAGCAAAUUAAAGACAUAAUAAAACAUUGAAUGGAUGAA